AUUGCGCCCACGGGGCGGAGCGCCCCUUGCAGGCCGGUAUAAGACAAGUCGCCGUCCCUUCUUCGCGGCCGUAUUAAGUUCAGUCCAUUUCACUUCAAGAGGCUACAAUCACGACUCGCUCUGACCAGGAUGUCUGCAGCCGAUCGCACCGUACUUGUGCUUGGGGGAGCCGGCACUGUUGGCUCGGCGAUAGUCAAAGUUCUGCUGGAAAAAGGCUUCCGGGUGGCAGUUAUAUCCCGAGAUGCAGCCCGGCUGGAAAAACUGAAAAACUUUGUCCCAGCUGCUACCAGAUCUAGGCUUUUUACAUUGGUUGGAGAUGUCGGUUCUGAAGAUGGUGCAGAAGCAGCUAAAAAUGCACUACUUCAAGCUGUUGGAAAAGUGACAGAUAUUGUGUCAUCCCUGGGAUUCAGCUGGUGGCAGGGUGGUCCUCCUCACACUCAAACACUCGAGGAACUGACUAGGGUUCUGAACACUCUGGUGCUAAGCACAUUCACAUCCUGGAAGGCGUUCUUCCCUUUGGUUAAAAAUGACCACAAUGGAUCAUAUACAUUUAUAACUGGUGGUGCAGGGGAGCGUCUGCUGAUGCCUGGGACUGGUUUCUUGACUCUGGGAGCUGCAGGAGCCCUGGCAUUCUGUCAGGUUGUCAGAGAGGAGUACCCUGAUGUCCCAUGCAAACUGAAUGAGGUGAAACUUAACAUGGGUGUUGCAACCCCAGACCGGAUUGCUCCUGGUUUUGUGAAUCAUUUGGAUGUGGGUGAAGCAAUAGCCACUGUUUUGGAGAAGAAUUCUGUUUCACAUCAUGUGUUCUGUGUGAAUACCCCAGCUGACCUCAAAACCCUGAUUGUGGAAGGGAAAGUCUGAAAGUGAAGAUGCUCCAAGUUGGCAUGUCAAACCACCAAUCCAUUUGCAUGUAUGGUUUAUUUUAAAGUCCUAUAACACUACAGUAGUGUGCACUUUACUAUAGAACCAGUGAUGUGUCUAUCAGUGUGUGUGCCUGAUCUUAGCACCGAGAGCUAAAGCAAGUUAAGGUUCAUGUUUAUAUAGAUGAUUUGUUUCUUGUCACUAUAAGACAUUGAGAAAGCCAAUAAAAGCUUAACUUAGAGCACAAAACCAUCUGUUGUGUUUGACUAAAUAGCUUGUUGGACUAUAGCUCCACAUUUGCCAUCUGAGUAUUCAGGUCCCAAACUGGUAUAGGGUAGAAGGCUAAAGUCACAUUUCACAAUUUGUUUAGCUUUUCACUGUUAUUGUUACUACCAAUGCCUACCAAAGUUUCAGCAAUUUUAUUUACACAUCAAAUAAGUUCACUGAAGGAGGUAAAGCUGAGUCUGAAUUCUGCAAUGGCUGAACAACCUCUUUUGUUUUGUGUUCAAAUAUAGCAGGCAGUCAAGAUUAACAUGUAUUUUUGGCCUCAAGAAUCGGUAGUCGAAUGAAUGAAUGAUGAAGAUUAUUUUUCCCUCUUGUAAAUGAGCAGAUGGAGUAUUCACAAUUUGGAUCUAUGUUUCAAAUCCUGCCUUUCCAAAGUGGUCCAGGCUUGAAUCGUUCUGAGCCACACUUGAAUGAAUUAACUUUCACUGGAGUAUAGGAAUACAGUGUUCCUAGUGUUGCAUCGUAUGCACUUGCUGUCGGCAAACACCCAAUCCACAGUUAAACUGUGUUUCAUUUGUCCAGCACUUUUAAUGCUAACCAGAAAGAGAUUUGGACAAGUCAGUUUUGUUCAAUGUGUAAAUGAUAGCUGCCAAUUACCAAAGUAGCAGUUUGCGACAAUGUGCCAAUUGGCUCAUGUGAUAAGUUGAAAAGAGAUAUUGUGAUGCCAUUGAUUCAGAUGUGCAUCCUCUAACCUUGGAUCUUAUUCAGUACUUAAAUGUUUGUUGCACUUACCAGAAAACAUUGCCUAAAGAUAGAGGUCUAUGGGCAGCUUCCAUAACUAAUAUUGCCCUUGAAUAUUAAUUAAUAGUCUGGCCAGAAUGCUUGGGGAUCAUCUGAACUGCUUUUGAAUUAAUUGCCUUUUUCAUGAUACUCAGGAAAAUAAAAAAAAAUUAUGAACCAUUGAAUGAUCUAAACAAAAAUGGUUUCAUUUCUGCUAUUAAAAGAUUAAAAAAUGGGACUUGGCAAAAAAAGUUUGACCAAUCAUGUAGAUGUUGCAUAAAUGGAGUUUAAAAUAUGGUUCAAAUAGCUUCUUUUAGCCAAACUAAGUUUACAACAAACUAAAGGAAUCUUUGUGGAUGGUCCAAUAUUUAGCAUUGUUUUGUAAGCCUUAGUACCUGAAAAUUUUAAGCAAAAUCAAGGAAUCUAAUAUUGAUGUCAGUACAUAUAAAUGUCGGCCGAUUCUAAGGCUAUAUCUUAUCUGAAAAUGUUAGAUCUGAUCAACACUCUUUCAAAUGCAGUUUCAACCCAAAACAUAAAAAUAAUAAUGAACAUGCUUGUCAACAAAUCAGUUAAUAGUUACUUUGGGUCAGGAGUAAGAAAGAGAAAUCUAAUUUCAUUGUCGCAAAGAUGUAGUUUGGAUUAAUUUAACAAGGUUCAUCCUUGAAAGGCACAUCUUCCUUUUCAGCAUGUCGUAGUCUCAGUAGCAAAGUAAGUUGCUCGCUACUUUAGUUAACCUAUAGGACUUUGGCCAUUUGCCAUUCUUAAUGUGAGUUGUGUUUAACCAACAUUACAUAUUCAUUGCAGCAGAUGAAUAAUUAGUCUAACUGUUGUCUGGUAACUUUUUAAAAUAAUGUUUCUCUGUAAAAUGUAGCUAAUGUUCAUCAUUAUUUGAUGUAAAUUGCUAUUUGUCAAUUCUGUUGCAUGUUUUAAUAAAUAUAAUUUAUAAAGA
This is a messenger RNA of Carcharodon carcharias (great white shark), 2815 nucleotides long. RefSeq lists its product as uncharacterized. Gene Ontology annotation, molecular function: 2,4-dienoyl-CoA reductase (NADPH) activity. Gene Ontology annotation, biological process: fatty acid beta-oxidation. The record is from RefSeq and is a predicted model, not a curated record. The transcript has 6 exons. Lineage: Eukaryota; Metazoa; Chordata; Chondrichthyes; Lamniformes; Lamnidae. Gene Ontology annotation, cellular component: mitochondrion. The coding region runs from base 130 to 861 and encodes 243 amino acids.